AUGCCUGCGGCCACUUCUUCUCCAGUGCCUAGCGGCAGCAAUAGUGCUCUAUCAGCGUCGCCUUCAACUCCAAAUGGGUCCGUCACGCCUCAACGUUCUCCUUCAUUCGACAUGCCGAAGCAGAGCCUCCGGGGCAUCAAAAAGCCCAAAUGCAUCAAGUGUGGGAAUAUUGCCCGUUCCAGGUACAGCCUACAUUGCCCAUUCCUCUUUGGAUUCCGUUGUCGACAAUGAAACCGGCUGCAUUUAUUUAAUUUGGAUGGUUGUUUUCCUCGCAAACGCAGAAGUUGCCUGCAUCCGGUGUUCCUUGACCUUUUCACACAAACAUAGCAUAACAUUAUGAUGUAGGAUAAUAGAUGACUUGCCCAUUCGCCAGCGAGGAUGAGGACCUGCAGAGUACCAUCUUGCUGAAGAUUAGAAAAAUGGAACUUUGGCAUUGUGUUUUAAACAUUUUUUUGUUAUUUUUUUUAUGUUUUUUAUUGGUGCGUAGGUACAUGCUUUUAUCAGCUAUUUCAUGUAAACAAAGCUAGUUGUUACAUGAUUCUGGGAUAGUUAAGAUAAUAAAUCCGAAAAUUGAAAGUAUGAUGUGGUACAUAGGUAAUAGAAUUAUUUCCUUUUUAGAGUUUUCUUCGCUGCCUGUUGUGACUUUAACUUCUGAUGCGUGGCAUGGAUACAUAUAAAUAAACUGAAGCUGCGAUCCUCUUUACCUUAAGUUUAUCACAAUUAAACUGCAAAACGCAGAACCACAAUUUACUUACCAAAAAGUGAUAGGGCAUCCACAGAACUUUGAAUGGCGCUUAUGACAAGCUUGACCGUAUGCGGAUCAAUGAAUUUUCAGAAAAAAAAUUAAAUGGUAGACCAUGUAAAGCCCCCUUCAGAAUCAAGGAAUAAUGAUCUCCCUUGGUAGAAAAAAUUGAUAACAGUCAUUUAUGUUUACAAGUACUAAACGAUAAAUUUUCCAAUAGUUUUAUAACCUAGGGUGAUGGAUGUCUAAAACUGUUUGUCAUUUUAAGUUCAAGCUUCCAAACUGAUUCAUAUACAUCCUGUCUCAAGUCCUGGUAGCUCGCCUCAACUGGCAAUCUCGAUCUGCCCUGAAAUGGCACAAAGCAUCUCCUUACACUUGGUGAUGGUUUACAGUUGAAAUGCAUCAAUUUUUUUAAUAUAAUAACACCAAGUAAUCGGUUCAGAGCCACUGCAUACUGUUUAAAAUAGGUGUUUAGAAGUUAUACGAGAGCUAUGUUAUAGAAGACACACAGUGAAGUCACUUAUAGGAAAAAAAGUGGUAUCUUGGCAAUUGAGGGCAAAGGGAAAGUAUAAAGGAGACAGUAGAAAAAAACGACCUGUUUUUUUUAGUUUUUUUAUUGGUUCAACUUUAUGGCGUAGAAAACGUUAUUAAUUUCUCAAUGAUAUAGAAGGAUUUUACUUCACUUCAUUUCGUUGUAGACUUUAAAAACUAUUCUAAAGGCUGUCUGAUGGAAUUUGUACGUGCAUUACCAACAAAUGGAUACCUAACCUGAAGAAUAUUUGUCUGGCUAAUCUUAGAAACCUUCUUAGAUGCUCUCUCCAUGGAACCAGUGAUCAACCUCAUACUGCCAAAGUUUGGACUGUUUAGCCAGCCAUGUCAUGCUUAACAGAGAUCUUUGUCAAUCUCCAUGACAAUCAGUCACAGCAUCUGUGUGCAUCUACCUCUUCUCCCCCCCAUUCUUCUAUGAUCAUUAGUCUGAAAUUAAUAUAUGCUUGACGAAUUAGUUAUCAUGAAGAUGUUUUGGACGCUGUGUGUGCUGUUGUUGUAAGAGGAUCUUUGUAAAGAUAGUGGAGGAAGAAGAGGAGAAGAAACAAAUGAAAAACUGAGUAAGAAGAAAAGAGAGAAAGGAAAGGGUUGAGUGAGGUUGAUUCUUUCCAUUCUCUUUUCUUAUACUCUUUGUUCUUCUUGCUGCCAUGCUGUCAUAUUCUUCCCUUUUUAAUGACCCGAUUAGAAUAAAUCUUUAAAACUGACAAAUGGCUGAUCAUAUGGCAGCUAUUCAUGCCAUAUGGUAUGAGUCGGAUGUGAGAGCUGUAUUUAUAGUAAGGCUCAUAAUGUCCAGAGCUAUAGGUGAUACCGAGUCAAACAAAUUUAGAAUACAAUAAUUUGGAUCUUGCUUCAAUGCUUCACCUGCAGUACAUACUCUCUCUCUCUCUCUCUCUCUCUCUCUCUCUCUCUCUCUCUCUCUCUCCAGAGCUCUCCCUGUCCACCGCACAUGUAUGUCUUGUCUCUUACAUCCUGAUAACCUUUGAAUCUCCCAACUCUCGAUGAGCUACUUGGACUCAACAGGUCCCAUCUGCGAAUUUCCCAUCUAUAUGGUUCAUGCUCUCUUUCACGCCUCUUGGUGACCUAUGCAUCUCCCAACUCUAGAUUGAAUGUUUCAGUCAUGCCCGUGAACAGAAAAGCUACUUGAUUUCCCUUGCAACGCAUCCAAUAUCUGACAUCAACAAAAGGCAAAAUUAGUUCAUGAUUUGUUUAAGAACCACCAUCUUGAGUUGAUUCUAAAACUACUUGUCCUUGAAUGAUGACCUGGCAAUGAACUGAAAUCAUUAGUAAAACUGAUAUUUUUUAGCAUCUCAUACUAAGUUAUAUUGAAUAUCACAGAAGAUUUUUCUCAAGAGCUCAAAAGAUAGCUUUUCAUGGGAUCGAUUAUCAGAUGAGCUUGCAGAUGCUAUAUUGCUUAUUUUUAGACGGAGUGAUUGCUUUAAAAAAAAGUGCUGAUAUUAUGAACCAGGCUGAUAUCUUGAGAAUGACAUGAACUAUGUUGACAGGUUUCGACAAUAGAAUUUUUAACUGUUCGGAAUUCUUAUUUAUUUUUAUAUCUUGUUGACUUGUUUGAAGUGCUGAUAUUUGUUUUCUGCGAUAAACAGCUGAUACCCAAGAAAAUUAAUUUGCAUGACAUAGCGUUUUUACAUUUCAAUUUGUUCUCCAUUCCUCUCCUUGUAAGUUCUAUUGUGCCUUAGUUUUUUUAUGCUAGGACACGUGAAGUUGAUUUCUAGAAAUUAUAGCUGCCAUUACUGGGAACAUUCUCGGUAUUUAUCACGACUAAAUUAUGAAAGAUAUUUCCUCUUGUAGACGAUUUUAUAUUUAACCGUAUAUUUUUUUUGCAGAUGCCCUUAUCAGUCAUGCAAGAGUUGCUGCUCCAAGGCUCAAAACCCUUGUCAUAUCCAUGGUAUGUUUCAUUUUUGGUCAUAAGAAAGCCCACUGUAAAUUUAUGUACGGCCUGGUAAUGUAAAUCACAGACGAUUCCGGUACGUAUUUUCUCUGUUAGGAAUUUUUAACUCAUCUAAUGCUUUGAUGUACUAGUUGUUGUUAUCUAAUAGUAUGAUUGUGUUUUCUCAUAUUUUCCUGCUCCGUUUAUGUAUUGCAGUUUUGAAAUUCAAUGGCACCCUACCAGACAAAGCACCACCUGCUAGCUCUCCCACGCCUGAGCAACCAGCUAAUGAUUCAUCUCCUUUUUUGUCAGGGCAAGUAUUCAGUUAAUAUAAAUUUUGUCGGAUUUGGACUCGGAUGAUGCGUUAACUAUGUAGGUUUCUUCACAUUUCAGGGCUGCUAUGAGGCUCUCUUCACUUAGGCAACUUUCUAGUGCUUUCGUUAAUUCAUUAAGGACAAGAAAACCUUUGUCCCGAAAGGUGCUUUCAAUCUUUCUUUCUGAAGACUAUUUCAUGUUAUUGUUCCUUUGUAAACCGCUAAUGUUCUCCAUUUUCUUCCAGGAUGCAUUAAAUAUCAAUAAGUGGAGGUUUUCCAAGCUGAAGGAGCACAUUGAUGGGGAGAUUGAAAUCGAAAAUGAAGCAUUUGAUAGAUACAUGCAGAAUGUGAGCCUUCUUGAGGAAACAUUUUCUGUUGAUUCUCCCAACGAGAGAGGACCAGUAGCCGAAACUUGCUCUUCCGAGGAUGAAUUCAGCAAAUUGGUCACUGGAGUAAAAGUGAGGCUGAAAUGCAAUCUUGAUAGAGCCAAUGCCUCCAGAGAUAGAGUAAGAGGAAUCUUAGAUAAAGGAUUGGAGAACUUGAAACAGCUAGAAGUAGCAGGUGAUGAGGCUUCCCAUGAUGACGACCUAAGCAGCAUAGGAGAGUUCAAGAGGCGAAGGAAAUUAAUGAAAUCACGGUUUGAGAGAACAGCAGCAGUGGAAGACCUAAUCGACAAGUUGAUCAAAGCUCGAACUGAGGAUGAUUUUAAGUCUUGCUUGGAAACAAAGCUUCAGAUAUAUCAUCAGGAUGCAGGUUUAGAUCCUCACAUACCCAGCCAUGAGAUAGGUGAUGGCAGGCCAACAAAGGAAGAAUCAGAUGCCCCCACAUCUGCACUGUCCUAUUCACUACCAAUAUCGUUCACCACUGUUAAGAUCGACGAAGACCAACUGUCUAGCAUUGAAAAAGAGUUUCAUUCCCUUGAUCAAAUAGCUGAAUUAUAA
Messenger RNA from Spirodela intermedia, 4428 nucleotides. The record is from the annotation of a GenBank genome assembly. Lineage: Eukaryota; Viridiplantae; Streptophyta; Magnoliopsida; Alismatales; Araceae.